CGGCGGGCUGGGGGCUCGGCGCGCCCGGGCGUCAGUCGGGCCGCGGCGACGGCGGCAGGAGCGCGUCCCGGCGCCGCCUCGGGCUGCCAUCGGCUCUGGGUCUGCUCCGGGAGAAGGAGAGCGAGGCGAGGCGCCGGGCCCGCGGGCCGCGCGCAUGGCUUAGGGACGCCCCCGCCUGCCGCGCCCCCAGCAUGGGGAAACUUCACUCCAAGCCGGCCGCCGUGUGCAAGCGCAGGGAGAGCCCGGAAGGUGACAGCUUCGCCGUGAGCGCUGCCUGGGCUCGGAAGGGCAUCGAGGAGUGGAUCGGGAGGCAGCGCUGCCCAGGCGGUGUCUCAGGACCCCGACAGCUGCGGUUGGCGGGCACCGUUGGUCGAGGCACCCGGGAGCUCGUGGGCGAGGUGUUCAGAGACGCACUCAGCGAGGAGGAGGAGGAGGACUUCCGGCUGGAAGUGGCCCUGCCACCCGAGAAGACCGACGGUCCAGGCCCAGGUGGCGCAGAUGAGAAGAGGGUGGAGAGAGUGAGCGAAUCUUGCCCGGGCUCCAAGAAGCAGCUGAAAUUUGAGGAGCUACAGUGUGAUGUGUCUGUGGAGGAGGACAGCCGGCAGGAGUGGACCUUCACCCUGUAUGACUUUGACAACAACGGCAAGGUCACCCGCGAGGACAUCACCAGCCUGCUGCACACCAUCUACGAGGUGGUCGAUUCCUCCGUCAACCACUCCCCGGCGUCCAGCAAGACGCUGCGGGUGAAGCUCACGGUGGCCCCCGACGGGAGCCAGAGCAAGAGGAGCACCCUCCUCAGUCAAGCCGACCUGCAGAGCACAAGGCCCAGAGCAGAGACCAAGCCCGCCGAGGAUCUGCGAAGCUGGGAGAAGAAGCAGCGCGCGCCCCUCAGGUUCCAGGGUGACAGCCGCCUGGAGCAGCCGGGUUGCCUCCACCACUGCGUGGAUGAGAACAUCGAGAGGAGAAACCACUACCUAGACCUCGCAGGGAUAGAGAACUACACGUCCCAGUUCGGGCCCGGCUCCCCGUCUGUGGUCCAGAAGUCAGAACUGCCCCCCCGCACCUCCAACCCUACUCGAUCUCGCUCCCAUGAGCCAGAAGCCGUCCACGCCCCACACCGGAAGCCCCAAGGCGCGGACCCCAGCUCCUUCCACUUCCUUGACACCCCAUUCGCCAAGGUCUCAGAGCUCCAGCAGCGGCUCCGGGGCGCCCAGGAUGGGAGCAAGCACUUUGUGAGGUCCCCCAAGGCCCAGGGCAAGAGCGUGGGUGUGGGCCACAUGGCCAGAGGAGCAAGGAGCAAGCCCCCUCUGGCACCUGCGGUCCCUGUGGUGUCCCCCUCUGCCCACCUGGCCACCAGUCCAGCCCUCCUCCCCACCCUGGCACCCCUCGGGCACAAGAAGCACAAGCACCGAGCCAAGGAGAGUCAGCCGGGCUGCCGGGGCCUGCAGGCGCCACUGGCCGCAGGUGGUGCCGUCCUGGGGCGGGAGCACAUGAGGGAGCUGCCCGCCGUGGUGGUGUAUGAGAGCCCGGCCGGGCAGGCGGUCCAGAGACACGAACACCAUCACCACCACGAACAUCACCACCAUUACCACCACUUCUACCAGACCUAGAGCCCUGCCAGUCCCUCCCGCCACAUGAAGGACCCCUGCCCCACACCCCCAAGGCAUUAUUCUAUUAAUUAUUGUUAUUAUGACUAUUGUUAUUAAUAAUUAUUGUUACUCCACUAAUAUUUAGCUAGCCUUCAUGUAGAAGAUAUAUGGAAACACAGAACUAAAUUUUUAUUUAUAUGUUGUGGGGACUGCCUGACACCCAAGAAACGACUCUGGGUUUCGGAGGGGUCUGCAGGUGGAGGCUCCCUCGGGGCUCCCAAGCUGCAGUGUCCCUGAGGACCGGCCCACACCCUUCCCAGCGCCACGGGAGCCAAAACUCUGCCCCGCCCCAAUCUCUCUCCCAGGAGAACGCCCUUCCCUGGUCCAGCUUCAGAGACCCUCAGAAUCUCUGAGAAGACAAACAGCUGCUACCUCUUAGUAUUCUUCUGAUUCGAUUUUGCCCUUAACUGAUUGUGACGUGCUACAAGGGAUUUCAGCGGACUGCAGACACGCGACCUCCUUACUGUUGUGUUUUUAUGUCCCAACCUAGAAACCUUAGCUCUCCUUUCUGGAGUGUUCUUUCACGCCUUUCCAGUGGGAUCACGCCCUCACCCCAGACCAGCCCCAUCUCUUCUGCCAGGCACAACAUGAGACUCCACUUCUCCUUCCCUGUUUCUCCUCUCUUCUUUUGAAAGAUAGACACAUAUUUAAGGAC
Messenger RNA from Sciurus carolinensis (gray squirrel), 2304 nucleotides. It is a transcript of the gene Nkd1, whose product is annotated as NKD inhibitor of WNT signaling pathway 1. Lineage: Eukaryota; Metazoa; Chordata; Mammalia; Rodentia; Sciuridae. Gene Ontology annotation, biological process: negative regulation of Wnt signaling pathway. Gene Ontology annotation, molecular function: calcium ion binding. The record is from RefSeq and is a predicted model, not a curated record. The transcript has 10 exons. Bases 192 to 1610 code for a protein of 472 amino acids. Gene Ontology annotation, cellular component: cytoplasm.